GUACAUUGGUAAACAUUACCUCUCGAGUUUGAGGGCUGGGGACAUCGCCAGCUUUGUCGCUUCAAAUAACGAACCUUGAUCCGCUGGAAUCACUUUUUUCUCCUUGCAAACAUGUCUACCGUCCUCAAAUGGGCUUCAAAGAAGGGUAAGCAGCAAGAAGGCAAACAAUGGCUGCAUGCCCCUGAAUCCCUCACACAAGCUGCAGUCUUGUACACAGUCAAGUUCUAUGGAGUGACAGAGGUAGCUGAAGCUAAGGGAACUGAAGUUAUCAAGGAGGCUAUAACCAAAGUUCAGUUUGCUAACCAUAUAAAGAAGAGUGAAGCAGGAACAAAGGCCAGCAAACUAAGGAAAGUUGACCUGAAAAUCAACAUAGAUGGAGUCAGUAUUGAAGACUCAAAAUCUAAGGAAGUGUUGCACUCAUAUCCUCUCCAUCAUAUCUCCUACUGUGCUGAUGAUAAGAGAAACAAGCGUGUCUUUGCAUUCAUUGCAAAGGACAAGACGUCCCCUAAGCAUACUUGCUAUGUGUUUGAGGCUGAGAGAUUGGCUGAAGAACUGACUCUGACUGUUGGGCAAGCAUUUGACCUUGCGUACAGGCGGUUCCUUGAGAGAAAAGGCAGUGAGAAAGUCGAUCACAGUGCGAAACACAUGACAGCUAUGCAGCAACAGAUCAAGGAGGCUGAGGCAGAAAAGGAAGCCCUCAAGCAGAAGAUUGCUCAGUUGGAAAAGGCACAGCAAGGAAAUAACGCUGGAGAGAAUGGACAGCAAAGCACAGGCUCCAACAAUGACAACCUGCUAGGUGAUGACUUGCCGACAAUUCCAGGCAUUGCACCACCCCCAAAAGUGACAAGACCAUCCAGGCCAUCACAGGAACUAUUUGACCCAUUUGACCAGUCAUCAACAUAUCCACAAGAGCCAAAAGCCAGCACGAGUGACCAGCUCUCGUCACUGUUUGAUGCACAGCCUUUACCCAACACCACAAACAGCACGAGUGACCAGCUGUCGUCACUGUUUGAUGCACAGCCUUUACCCAACACCACAAACAGCACGACGAGUGACCAGCUGUCGUCACUGUUUGAUGCUCAACCUUCAACCUACACCACAAACAGUACCAGUAGUAUGACCCCUCCAUAUGACCAGUCACCCAGCGUCAACCCUUUCUCAUCACCAUUUGAUAGUGACAGUCUGGACUUGUUAGAUCAAAAGCCAACAGCUGAAGUUGCCCCACCAAACAACAAUAAUAACAACAAUAUUACAUCUAAAGCAAAUGGGAGUACAGAGCGCCUACGUCCUGCUCCAAGGACAGCCAUUGUGCCGAAUCUUCCUCCACCUCCUUCAAAACAAAGCGUAAAAGCUGCCAAAAUGGCAGCCACUGGAGGCGCCCCAACACCCUCACCGACUGCUAGAGUUCCUCCCUCACAGCCAAGUGCACAGGCUAGUACAGAUCUGUUGAGUCUGGAGUCAUCCUCUUCAACCCAAUCCAACCCAUUUUCCAAGGGUCAGAGUUUUGACCCAUUUGCAGACCCCAUCUUUGAUCCCCUGGAGUCAAGAUCUGCAAGCUCAGACACAUCAUUUGAUAGGCAGAUGAAGGCUAUGCAGGAUGGCUUUUCGUCGGGACUGGUCAUGGACAACAAUUUGUUUUCAUCCUGAGACCCUUAGAACAAUAUGAAAGAAUCCAUCUUCAUAAUACUGGUAAAAAUAUAGAAUUAUCUAGAAUAUGAAAAUCCCACCUAUCACAAAAAAAUCCAUAUGAUAUAUUUUUAAGACAAUGCUCAAGUAUAGUAUUCUACACAGAGAAAGCGGUCAUCAGCUAGUCUUCUAGGUCAUCACUGCCCUGUGUGUUUCCCAUGGUUAAGUCUUAUUUAUUUUAUUGAAAUUCAAAUGUUGAUUUAAAAGUAAGGUUUUCUUGUAAGCAAAGGUAAUAAUAGCAAGACAUUGUCGCUAGUUGUGGUGAAUUUUUAGCCCUAGCUGCAACAGUAUACUUAUUUUCUUUAUUUUGAAGUACACUUUCGUACCUUUAUUUUAUGUGGGUCUUCCGCUGACCCUCCCUCUCCCUGUGCAUGUCCUGCUUUAGGGUACACAUGGUGACACAUUCAACAGAUCAACAAAUAUAUUGAUUGUAAUAUAAGAUGCAGUUUAUUGUUAGAAAAAAAUAAAAUAUGAUUUGAUACUUUGGAUUA
Messenger RNA from Nematostella vectensis (starlet sea anemone), 2177 nucleotides. Its product is annotated as cell death protein 6. Bases 112 to 1647 code for a protein of 511 amino acids. The record is from RefSeq and is a predicted model, not a curated record. The transcript has 10 exons. Lineage: Eukaryota; Metazoa; Cnidaria; Anthozoa; Actiniaria; Edwardsiidae.